Cynocephalus volans (Philippine flying lemur) is the source of this 4987-nucleotide messenger RNA. It is a transcript of the gene CPED1, whose product is annotated as cadherin like and PC-esterase domain containing 1. Bases 584 to 3670 code for a protein of 1028 amino acids. The transcript is spliced from 23 exons. The record is from RefSeq and is a predicted model, not a curated record. NCBI's taxonomy places the organism in Eukaryota, Metazoa, Chordata, Mammalia, Dermoptera, Cynocephalidae.
AAACAAAUACAAGCAAAACCCUGACAUAUCAUGUCCAUUCAAACCGCUUGUUCCCCUUUUAUGUUAAAAGCCGUGAAUGCUUACAGCAAAGUGGCCAUUUAACACUGAACGAAGGGAAGCAGUUCAGAAGCAUAAAAGGCCGAAAGCAGGACUGCUUUAAAAUCGGGCGAAAAAUGAGGCACCGCUAAGGCCACCUGGCCCGCGCCCAGCUGUGCAGCAGGCGCUCUCGGCUCUACCCACUGCGCUCUGCAGACUCCAGGUUUACUCUGCUGCUGCUUUCCCUUUUCCUAUACGCUGAGGCAGAGUCGGGACUCCUUUUCUGUGAGUUUAAGGAUGUUGUGAAAAUAAGGUCAGCCACUGUUUGCUGUCAUCCAUGGAAGGGCUCUUAUUAACCGCCUCAGACUUUUGGGACCUAUGAUUCUUUGGCAGGACCCUUCGGAAAGUUCUCAAACGGAGAUGGAGCAAACUUGACUGAAGUCGUGGAAAAAGAAGACGGAUUUGUGUUUUUCAUGCUGACAAAAAAAUAUAGCUGCUAUGACUUUUCUGUCAACGUGGACAGGGGCCAAGUGAAGCUGAGCUGGUCAUGUUCUGUCGCCCAGUGUCCCUUUGUCGUCGGCGAUUUUGCCCCCGGCCCUUCUUGGUGGGCUUGGUGGUGGCAAUCUGUCUCUUCUACCAGACCCUGACACUCCGAGGGACGAGGAAGCUCACAGCUAAUGUCCCUGGGACUGCCGGCCCCACACCCACUGAAACCCAGGCAAGUGGAUGCAAGAAAGGAUUUUCCCUGGACAGACAGUGCUUUCUUCUCUCCAGUAAUGCACAGGAAAUCAGAAAGAUCAAAGAGUCAAUUGAGACACACUUUGGCAGCCAUGGCAGAAGCGCCAUACUCCUCAGGCCUCCUUCCUACAGCAAAACAGAGCUUCAGAUCCACCAGCAUCUUCUCACUCAGCAUCGCUAUAGCGUUGUCAUUGCUGAAAAAAGGCUCCAUGCCGGCCUCGGGCUGGGGCUGCUGGAACAAGGUGAUUUAGGCUCUUGGGAUCUGCUCAUUUGCCUGUCUUCUAGGAAAGCUGAUGAAAAACCCUGCAUAUCCAAGGAGGAUCUGUGCCAUUUAGGUUUACGUCAAAAGGUAAACAUAUUACCAGAAAUACAGCAUCAGCUUUGCAGAAAGGAAGGAUUAUGUCAAAUAAUUAGAAGAUUUCCAGAAUUGCAACUUCCAGUGAAUCCCUCUGUGUGUCUGGAUCAGGGAAUACAUCUAAAGCCGAGUACUUCGAGUCACCUUAUAAAAUCAGUGAAGCUACAUAUGUGGAAACCAGGGGAUUGGAGACGUGAACAGCUGAAUCAAACAACAGUCCUUGCUCCAUAUGAAACAAUUUUUCGAGCCGAAGACCUAACUGUGAUUCUUAAAGCAUAUGUGUUGGUGACAUCCUUGACCCCGUUGCGUGCAUUCAUUCAUUCAACUGGCACGGUUUGGAAUCCACCAAAGAAAAAACGCUUCACUGUCAAGCUGCACACAUUUUUUGAGACAUUCCUGAGGGCCAGCUCACCUCUUCAGGCUUUCGAUCAUAUGAAGGAAGCAAUUAGCAAACUCCUGCUAGCUGCUGAAGUAUUCAGUGACACAUCUAUUCUGGGACCAAAGACCUUUGAUAGAUGCAGAUCAUGUUUUCAGCUUUUAACUUUUGAAAUAGGAUACAGCAGUUUCAGGCACCCUGUAGUGCUCCAGGUGCAUGAGCAUUUAAAUUUUCAAGAUGACGAUAAUAUGGAUUCUGAGGACCAAAAUACAGAAGAAUUCCUUUUAAAAGACACUUUCGAUUUUCUCUUCUCUAAUGAAUCUUCACUUUCCGUAUUUACUGAGAUAUUUCAGAGACUUUAUAGAUCAGAUGUAUUAAAGGGUGAAAACUAUCAAAAGGAGCUAAAUCAAUGUCUGUCUUUAGAGGAAAUUAACUCAAUUAUGACUUUCAUUAAGGAACUUAGGAGUCUGGGACAAUUCCAACUGCUCUUCCCGUCUACUACUCCUGGGAUUCAAUCUCUGAUGCGUGAAUUUUAUGAUAUCGAAAAUCCUAUGGGAAAUCCUGGCUCAGUACUGACCCAAUACCAGUCUCUUUUAAAUGUAUUUGAACAAUUUCAGCUUAUGAAUAAAAAGGCACAGCUAUAUCCGCUGGAAUGGAAUUCUUUCACAGAGGAUAAGAACACUGAAAAACCACAAGUUCCAUUUGAUACAAUUGAAAAGAAAAAAGCUACAGUUCCACAAAUUAUGAAUGAAAAUGAAGAAAUACAUUGUAGUGAGGAUAAAGACACACUGUGUCAUAUCAAGCAGAUCUUCACACAUCCACACUUGGAGCUAAGUCCUGAAUUUAAUCCAAAAAUCAAAGACUAUUACUCUGAAGUCCCAUUUGAUGUGGUAACAGUGACAAUUGGAGUGGAGACUUCUAAGUGUCAGUGCAAGGUGCACCUGCAUGAGCAGGCAGGGCCAAGCUUUGCUAACUACUCUCUGGGUUUAGGAAUGAACAAGAUUUCAAUAUUUGUGGUGGAUGAAUCUCCAGUACAGGGUGAGACUCUGAUCACGUACAAACUCACCAUUUAUAGAGAAGACCGCCCAAGUCUACCCUUGUUUGAGGACUUCACAGCAUGUGGUUUUGUGCAGGAUUGUGGUUUGCUGAUUCACCCGGAGGAAACCUGUGGGUUACAGCCUAUUUCUUCUGACUACAUUGAAGCUGUUUCACAGCCUGAACUAAAGAUUUGUCCAUCUGGGGACACGAAAGGCCAGUGGAUUGUGCCGUGCCUAAGUUGUUCAGACAACAGGACCUGUGACUGGAGAGAAAUAACGUGGCAGCCCCACAACUGCCAAUAUGGUGUCCUAACUAAGCCCCAACUCCAGCAGUGCCUGAGAGGAAGGAAGAUUCUUUUUAUUGGAGAUUCAACCAACAGAGGGAUCAUGUACUAUCUGAUUGAAAGAGUGAAUGAAACGUUGCAGGAAUGGCAGAAGGUGCAUGGCACUAAAUUCUAUCACGUCAAUGGUGGGAAGACUUUGAUCAGUUAUUCCUACUAUCCCCAGUUCUGGAUAAGCCCGUCAUUGAGACCAACAUUUGAAAAAGCACUUGAACAUCUCUUGCAAAGAUCACGUCCCCUAGAGAAUACCAGCCAGACUGUACUGGUUGUUGGUGGUGUCCAGUGGCUUAAUUCCAAUCACCUGCAAAUUAUUCACAAGAUUUUGAAGAGGGAAAAUUUGCUCAAUAUCCUAGUGAUCAUCAAGACUUUGGGAAUUGGAUUUCAUCUACCAGUGGAUGGAGUGCAUUUCUUAACACAGAGUGAAGUACAGAACUUAUGGAAAGAAAAUUUGAUCAUCCUGGAUGCUGCAAAAAAAUAUGGCUAUGAAGUAGUGGACACAUUCGCUAUAACAAUGGGGCGAUACAAAGAGUUUCUGCAGGGGAAGUGUGGAUGUCAUUUCCAUGAGGUAGUGAAACCGAAGUUAUCCAAAGACUAUCACUUUCUUAAAAUGAAAAGAUCAAGGAAUCAUGUUGUGGGAAAAUAUUUCAACAAUCAAAGCAAGCUACAACAACAACAACAAGACUCUGUAACAAAUGUUCUAUCAUCAUAUCAUGUCAGAGGUCCAAUAAAUCAAGUUUGUUCUGAAAUCCUUCUCAGCAGGAUGUGUGAGAGGAAAGAAACUGUGUAGGCUCCCCGCAGGAAAACUGAAUUUGGAGUUGGAGACAAGCCGCUCACCAGGACAAUGGUCUGGGAACCAAACCUUGAGCAUUGCGUGCAUUUUUGGAUUGACCGCACACCCUCAUACAGCUGCAAAUAAAUAAAUAAAUAAAGGGGUGGGAUAAUAGCACUUUUGUCUUACAGCUUUAUAAAAGUCAAUAUUUGAACUUGAGCAUCAGUUCAUUUCAGACUGAAAGACAGAGCUAGAAAAAGUUUACUUGAAAUAUAAACUAGGACCACUGUGGGCCCAGUAUUGCAUUGUGAAAAUAAGGAGAAAUAUAGACACUUGAAUUACAUGGAAAAGAGGAUAAUGCUCUUUAGUCUUGGAUUAUCUUCUCUAUAGGUACAUUAAUAUUGAAAAGGGAAAAAAGUGAUUACAUUCCACCCGCAAGUAGAGGUUGCACUUGUAUUCUUUAUCAGGAGAAAAUGUAUUUAUGAUGCCUUAGGCUUGUGAAUCUAACGCCAUUCUUUUUAAAUUUUAUAGCUGAAAGGGAAAGAAUAGGAAUGCUCCAUAAGAGAAUUUGAAGAGAUUCUAUGAAAGAGAGGAGAAGUGAAAUAUUUUACAGUUAAAACACCAAUAUAUUAACUUUGCACUUGUGUUUUUCGUAAACAUUCCCUCCCGUCCUGUCUGUGAACUUAGAAGGGUAACUGCAGUGUAAAUUGAUGAAAAACAUAAUUUCAAACUGAACAAAAAAUAGUUCCUCAUGUAUUACUUUAUUAUGUUUCAUUGAUAUUAAGAAAGCUUUUGUUUGCCAUUAUAGCACUAUGUAAUGUAAGAUUACAAUUACAUUUUAUGUAAAUAUUUUGCAAAGGAUUUAGCAUUCUUAAAUGCAUAGGCAUUUUUUUUCAGAAAGUAUUUUUAUAUGUCCACAAAUAGUACUAUGUUACUCGUAUCUAUAUUUUGAUUUCCUGAGCAACUGUAUCUAACCAAAAUUUAGAGUAGGCAUAAAAUUAUUUUUUAAUUAAAACUGUGGCUAGUAUUGAUAACUUUCUCUUCCAUUUUUUAGGUUCAAAAUGAUAAAUUUCCUUACUAUACAAAAGCUUUUUUGUGAGACAACAUCUCACAGUUACAAUGGCUUUUAAAGGAUUAUUUUUCUGUUGGGGGGGAAAAAAGCUGAAAGGGUUAAUUCAAUACAUGGCUGAAAAUACCAAAUGUACAAAUACCUCACUUUCAUUACCAUAUAAAAAAUAAAACUAUUUUAAUGAAUCACUUCCUCAGUAUGAAUAUCCACCUCCUUUAAACAAUCUAUUUUUAUAUGUAUUUUUAUAUAAGCAUAAACAUAAAUUU